This is a messenger RNA of Cladocopium goreaui, 7396 nucleotides long. NCBI's taxonomy places the organism in Eukaryota, Dinophyceae, Suessiales, Symbiodiniaceae. The record is from the annotation of a GenBank genome assembly.
UUCUACAGCAAAACUACUGAUUCCUCCGCUUCUUCGACCGGUGCGACCGGUGAGCGAUGUCACCAUGAGCGGCAAAUAUGUCUAUCUUCCGGAGGAUGCGCAGGAUCUGCUCCACUUUUUCCUUGGCGCCAAGCCGGACUGGAGCUCCACCGAACGCCGCGCCGUCUUCGCCAAGCUGAGCGCCAUUGAGAUCCGAGAUGUUUCUGGAUUGCUGUGUGCACUCCAGGCGGAAGGAGAUCGAUCGUUGAAUGCCAAGCUCAAAUCUGCUGGCCAAAAGCCCUUCCAUUGGCAAACGCUGCAGGCAUUUCAGCAGCAAGCCCUUCAGCAGAGCUCCGACAGUCAGCUGGUGCUGCAUAGCACCUCAAUGGGCUGUUUGGAAGCGACCAAGGCGCAGGUGAGACCACCGCCUCCUGGGACCUCGGAGUCGCCCAACUGGGAGGCGCCAGCUUCAGCCGGCUGGUGGCGCGUGGUGAGCAAACCCACCGUCUGGGCCCACUGUGCGCCGGACACCAACUCAGCUCACAUCAGCAUCCAUUGCUACGGCAAGCUGCUGGCGAUGACUCAAAUGAGAUAUGAUAUCUCCUUUGAUGCUUAUUGGUUGAAGCUGCGCGAUGAAAAGAGCUGUGAGGGCACUGGCCAGUGGAUUCUAUCCAAUGUCAGCAGGGCAUAUGGUCCUGACUCUGGGGUAUCCUUCGGUGAUUUGCUUGAAAAAGUCUCCGAACCCGGGAUCGUCCCCAGUGCUGUGGCUCGAGAAUCGCAUCGCUUGUCGGUCAAAGCAUUCCAAGUUGCACAAGCGACGCAUCCGACGCAGCUUCCAAAGAGUCAGAAUGGAAGUCUAUGGGGCGAGUUGCAUCAGAAACUGCUGGACAUGGUGAAUGCUGCUUAUCAAUCCAUCCUCACAGUUGGAUGUCACACCCUACCCUUCGCGGGGGAGCUUCUACCUGAGCCCUUCGGCCCGAAGUUGUCCAGCACCAUUGAGCAGCUGUGCUCUGAGAGCUAUGUGGUGCUGGAUGAGUUUCUGGAUGCGGAACACACAAAGAGCUUUGUGGAGGAGGUCAGGGGAGUCCAUGAAAGUGGCAAGAUGGAGAGAGCUGAUCCACACCAAGCGACCUCUGGUCAACGUGACGACUAUAUCUGCUGGAUUGACGAGACAAAGAUGGGCAGCUCCCCCGCUCUGCAACGAGCCAUCCGAAUGUUGAAGGCCGUGGCCCACGCCUUGUCCCCCGCACUCUCGCACCUCCACCUUCAGCGGCAAGCUGCCGCCGACCCGGCGCAUCUGGCGGACUGUGCGCCGCCCGCCUCGCCGGACGCGGUGUUGACGGUGCCACCCAAGGCCAUGUUGUCAUGCUAUCCUGGAAAUGGUUCGAGAUAUAUUCCUCACACCGAUUCCAAAUACUUGGAAAAACUGGGCGCGAAGAGCAAUCCACGGGAGCUCACGGCCAUUGUCUAUGCCAAUCCUCCUGAUUGGACUGAAGUUGAUGGUGGUGCCUUGAAGAUCUAUCCGCACUCUCAGGGCCUUGAGAGCUGUCCAGAUGAUAUGUGUCAGCCUGCCGUUGUUGAGCCGCUUGGGGGCCGCCUGGUGGUCUUCUUUUCGGACCUCUGGCACGAAGUGUUGCCGGCCUUUCGUCCACGGAGGGCGCUGACGCUGUGGAUCUUUCGGCCAACGGUGAAAUGCUGUGCGUCCAGUGGGGGGGGUGUGCCGACUUUUUUCACGCCAGAGCCUUGGAUCGUGGGAAAGAUGAGGCAUGGGCGGAACGUGAUACCUCAGCCAUCCUCAGCCUUGGCUCAAAAAUCGGGAUUCUGCCCGACCCAAAGGGACCCAUUGAUUUCACGGCCAAAGUGCCGACGGUGCCGAAUGCGUCCACGAAGCAGCAGCGAUACCAUGGCUCGCUUGCAGGAAUAUCAGCAGAACACAGCCUUCGUGGGUUUCAUGGGCUUGGUAUGUACAUCUGCGAUCGUCUAUUUGUCCCGCAACCUGAGUGAAGUGCUGGUGCCCUUGAUGUGGGCCGCCUUCUCUGCCCUGCCGUUGACGGGCCUGAUCUCCGUCUUGAACCCGAUGCUCAUCAAAGUUAUGAGGUGUUGCAGCAUCCGGCAGUAUCGACCGGCACGCAAAGGGUCCGAUGGAUCGCAUCCGAAGCCCUACCAUUUGAACCGGCAUGUGGAGUUUCAUGCAAACGCCGGGGAGGACUUUCUGCGUGUUCCCAAGGCAGACGGCGAGCUGCUACUAGAGGAGGCCAAUGAGCCAGACUGGGUGCUUUGCCCAAAGUGCUUCUAUGUUCAAUUCUGCUGCCGCCGGCGCGUUCGCGUCAAGGAGCUCGAGGUCGUUUAUUCGCAACAGCACCUGCAACAGGACGAUGUGGAUCGGCCCAAAGUUCCAGAGAGGGAAGUGAACCGCAUCGUGGAUUUAUGGGAAUACUACAUUCGACGGGCUGAAGAAGAUCCAGGUACUGGGCCCGACGUCUUCAUCAAGCUCUACUUGGAUCACUCGGAACACUACCCGGCCCUGGUGAAGCCACUACCCAGCGAGGUACCUGAUUUGAGAGGCCUUUUGGAGGUGGAUAGCACCCAUGCCGUGUCCUACGUGAUUGCCACAUUGGUGGCGAUGGCCUUUGUGCUGUUGUGCUUGGGGACCUUUGUUUGGCUUAUCUCCGUUGGGGCCAACAGUCUCACUGACAAUGUGGGCGCCUACCUCCGGGGAGGUCGUGAGUUCAUCGAAUGGGUCACCUACUAUUCCCAGGAAGUUCUUCCGAAAGAGAUCACCAAAGACCUUGACCACAAGGCCCAAGCGUAUUUGGAUGAACAUGUGCCCAUUUUGGCCUCUUCACUCUUGACAAUGGUGGAAGGUCUCGGCUUUGAGAUUGUGCUCUACACUCUGUACCUCUUGUUUUGGACCCUGGAGCCUUUACCCAUCAACCGAGAGGUGUCCAAUUUGUUCAAGACGUAUCUACUGCAGAAAUCGUUGGUCUGUUUGCUCUUCGCUGCACUGAACAGCAUCUUAUUGCUCUGCCUACACUGCGCACUGUGGCACAUCCUCUUCCUGGUGGCCUUCUUGUUGAACUAUAUUCCCGAGGUGGGCCCCAUUGUGGUUUACAUCUUAGUCCUGCCUUUACUUCUGCUGGAUGGCAACCAGACACUUGAGCAAAGGGGGAUGAACUCAUUGAUUUUCACCUUGUCCUUCUUGAUCAUCAAGUUCGUGACAGGCAAUAUCAUUGAGGUGCAGCUUUAUGCCAAAUCCGGAGGAGAUUUGAUGCGAAUGCAUCCAGUGGUGAUGCUGGCGUUGAUGAUGCUUUUCCAGUCCUUGAUGGGUAUGACAGGCAUGUUCAUGACGGUCCCCGUGAUGGCUGCCGCAAAAUACUACAUGCUCAGCAUGAACAUGCCGGCAUCAGUACUGGAUCCCCUCUUGACAUGUAUUGAAGGUAGUCAUCAAGGUCCACAUAUGAACUUUGUGGAGCAGCAGCGGGCAAGGGCAUCAGAUGAGGAUGAGAGCCGCAUCGCAUGGGUUUGUGACGGUGGCCCCACGGGGGGCAGAUGGAGUUGCCCCAAAUGUGUUCCCAAGGGGUCGAUUUCAAUGACGGUGACUAGCGGCCUGUCCAUGGUGAACCUGCUGCUGGAAAUCUACGGCAGAUACCGCGCCAACCAUGAGGUGAAGUCCAAGGAGGUGGAGAACCUGGCUCAAGUGCUCCAGCCCUUCACGGAGCAUGUGACGGUGGCCGGCUAUGACACAGCCGAAAACUACCUCCCUCCAGAGGAGUUCCCACGUGAGAAGUAUGCUUCGCACUCAGAGUGGUAUUGGAUACCCGUCGCUGGAUCAGCCACCAAGCUUAGCAAGCCAAAGAAGGAUGCCUCCAUGAAGAAGGUGCUGCAGUUUCUCACUUCCCAUGCACCGGAGCUGCAGUUGUCAGUGCCGGAGCUGUUUGCGAAGUGGGAGGCUGCCAUGAAGGAUGGGUUUAUUCGUGAUGCCACUCCCCCGGGCUUGGAGGAUUUUGAGGCCUUAGCCGUUGCAGCACCGCUGCGUUUCAAGCACCCUCUCAGCGGUGUCUUUGGAGACUCAACUGGUGUGCUUUGUUGCCCAGAAGAUUUGAAAGACAUGGCGGAGCCAGGUGGUAAGUCCACCUUGACCAACGCGGUCAUCGGGCGAGAGUUGCUGCCCACAUCUUCCCAGAGUGAGACGCGUCAGUGUGAUGUUCGCCACUUCCUUUCUGCUGCUAUUCUCCAACUGCCAAGCAGUUGGGAACUUGGAGGGUUCUUUGCCAUGGACAUCGUGGUGUUGCAGGGCAGAGUAGAGCAGCCUCAGACGCUGAAGUUGCACCAACUUCCAGUUGUUGACAAGGCUUGCCCGCACUGCUGCUACCACGGUGAGAAGGAAGUUCCAUGUUUGGAUGUGGAGCAAUGUGCCAAGAAUGGCCCUGCUCAUGGAAAGUAUGCCAUUGCCAUGUCCUUCGUGGGUCGGCCGAAAGAUCAGAUGCUGCCCUACAUCAAAUCGAUGCAGGCCGCCUCGAAGUUGGCCAACAAUGCCGACCUGCUGAUGGUGAUGAUGAAAUCCGACAGCAAACAUAUGACAGCAUAUCAGAAGGAACUCUUUCAGAACCAUAGCGUGAAGUUGGUGGAUGUGGACUGGGAUACGCCUCCGAAGAUGAAGGGCUACAAGGAGGGAGGUUGGUGUGGUCAUCAAGAUUUCAUCCGACUGCAUGUUCUUGGCAUGGAGGGCUAUGAUGCCAUCGCAUACUACGACACGGAUAUCGAGUUCCAGGGCGACAUUAGCCCAGUGCUGAAGUGCGCAGCCUCUGGAAAGUUCUUGUCGACCAACGGAGGAGUUGGUGAGCCAUUGAACGUCGGGUUCUUCGCAUUAAAACCCGACAAGCGCUUGUUCCAAGCUGCCUUGAACUUCGCCUUGGAUGCCAACUUCUCGACCAAGACCAGCUGGGGCGAGAUGGGCUGGGCACCUGCAGGGGGAUAUUUCAUUGGUGGCGAGUGUGGGCAAGGCUUUUGGUAUGCGCUCUUCUACAAGAGUGGCGGAGCUGCUCACAAGGCCCUGCAUUCUGUGGGUUUGUCUUCGGUCGAUGCGGCUCAGAUCGAUCGUUGCAUUUGGAAUUACCAGACCAGCUACAUGUGCAAGAAAGACUUGGAUUGCAGCCGGGUACGCGUUCAUCACAAGCCAACCCGGAAGACCAACGCUCGAACGGAAUGUCCCGUAUCCCGCAGAUUCGCCGUGACGAUGUGCGGCGGAAAAGGACUUCCGUCAUCACUUACGUCGUACCUCUGCAAGUUGGAGAGGCAUUGCUAUCAAGAUGCCAAGCUUCAACCCGUGGCCGAAGGUGAUCAAGCCGUUCAAGAUUACCUGGAAAAGUUGAACCUUGGCGCGCGUACUGUGCUUGGGACGGUCCAGUGCGUCGAAUGCCGACUGGAUUGUCCUUUGCGGGAUUCUCUGAAUGUGUUUGUUCCUCCAGCUGCUGAAUGGCAAGAUGUUCAAUUUCUGGACAUCGGAGGUGCCAAUGAGAUUUUGAACCCGGCAGUGCAGAUCUGUGCUGAUUUGGCCUAUGCUUUAUCUCACAGACUAAUUGUCUGUGUAAGGCAUGAUCAGAUCACCUCAAGGGCUACACAGCAGCUGCUGUUGGACAUCCGAGCCAAGGCGCCCUAUCAUUUCAGUGACGAUGUGGCGAGACAAGACCGAUGUCCAUUGAUAUUUGCAAUUACUCAGGUGGAUCAGGUUCUGGAGGAGGAGAAAGGAGAGAGGUGGGAAGUUUUGAGGCAAAGUCUCCGCGCGGUUCUCCACAGGACCUUGAGCGAUUGCGUGGAAUUGUCACAGCUCAUCCCCAUCGUCCUGGUGAGCGCGAAGAACUCUUUGGACACUUUGCAAUCUGGCACCAGCAAGCCGCAAUAUGAAUGGCACACUUUUGAGGAGUUGCUGAUCAACACAGCAGGUUUGAAGAGAGAUGUCAUCCGUGAGAGCAAGGUUCGAAGGGCCAGCUUCAUCCACGAGUUGCUGAAGGAAAAUCUCCAGACCUACGAGACUGCAGAGGCGUGGCCAUACAAUGCUCAAUGCAUUUGGCACUCGCGUCGGGACUUUGGCAAAAAGCUGGCCAUUGGCUCCGCUGUUGCCGCAGGGUCGGUAGGCACAGCUUUGGCCUUUGGAGUUUUCCUCUCCGCCUCCUCCGCUGCUGCCGUGGCCGCGGCGGAAGCGGGCGCCGCGUCGGCGGAGGCAACCGCAGCGGCAGCUGCUGCCAACAGUUGGUGGGCCUGGGCCUUCGGCUUUGGGCAAUUCUCCGCAGCCGCCACGGCGGCCUCUGGCGCCGCAGCCACGGCCGAAGCAGCAGCAGCCACGGCUGCAGCAACUGCUAGCGCCUGGGGCCUGGGUAGUGCCAUUGCUGGUGCUUCGACGGCGGGCUUGACGAUCUCAGCUGCCACUGCUGGAAGUUCAUCAGAUGGCGUGUCGCACAUUGCCGGGAUGACGGUUGUUCACGCCUCUGCAGUUCGCGUGCGCGACGUCCGCCUGGCUUUCCGCGGCUUCAAAUCCAACGCCUCAGCGGAACGAAUCAAAGCUGGGAAGAGCUAUCGAGAUGUGUUGUUCUACCCAGAUGGCACUGCCAAAUGGAAUCGCUCUCAAGAUCUAGGUUCGCUGCCGUAUCCGUUCCUGCUUUGCCAUCGAAAAAGUUCGGCUUAUCUGACAUUCGAUGGUUCACAAGUCCAUGCAUGCACUGCUCGAGAUAGGCCUGGACAGUUGUGGUGGGCCGUGCCUGAUGAACGUAUACCUGGAGAGUUUGUGCUGCAGAAUGCUGAGCAUUUGUGCAACCUUCGCCUCGAAGAACCCCUGUGGCUUUCCCCGGACCGACGGAUGGCCGUCAGGUGCACUCCGGAAGUUCCAGGGCAAAACUGGAGCCUGAGCCCAGGCUUUGAGGAAGGAUCGGUUGCGUUGCGGAACGUACAGCUGGGUCAACAGCUCUACUACGAUGGUUUCUUCAUGGGUGCUUUCCACGAGGCCUACGAGGAUCAAGACUGGCAAGUGCUUCCACAGGUGCCUUUCUACAUUGGUCACUUCAGGGAAAUGCGGAUGUCAGGUAAGGGUCAAUUCUUUUGGCCGAACGGUGCGCCUUUGUUCAAGGGAAGCCUGAAGGCGGGCAAAGUUGUGGAUGGUUUCGUCUUCGAUGAACGCUGCAUUUGCCACGGACAUUUCAGCUUUAGCGAUGAGGAUGAGCCGACACUGGCAGGUCUGCAGCCAGAAGAUGCCACGGAAGGAGAAUCUCUAUGCGAAGUCUGUAAAGAGGUGCCAAAUAUGGCAAGCAUGGGGAAAGCCUUCAAGCCUUGCAACCAUGGUGGCACCUGUGAGUCUUGCGCCGCUGCAGUACGUGAGUGUCCCUAUUGCCGUUCACCAGUUGAAGGGGUGCAUCGAGUGACAUGA